Molecule: messenger RNA, 1941 nt
Organism: Morus notabilis
Lineage: Eukaryota; Viridiplantae; Streptophyta; Magnoliopsida; Rosales; Moraceae
Product: vacuole membrane protein KMS1
Exons: 8
Coding region: 279-1538 (419 amino acids)
Source: RefSeq, a predicted model, not a curated record
GAGAGAGAGAGAGACCCAUCCUUCACGCUAACUUCUGAAGAGGGGUUGUUCUCUCAGUUUCGUAAUUUCAGAUCUGAAAUUUGCUUUCGAAUUUUUGGUUCUAACUUCAACGUAUUGAUCUGCAUCGAUCUAUAUUUCAUAAUACUCGUAUGCUCAUUUUGUUGAGAAAUUUAUACAUACAUACAUACAUACCUACAUAUAUAUAUAUAUAUAUAUAUAUUUAUAUAUUGAAUUCGUUUCAUUCAUGAACAAUAGAGAGAGGUUGUGAUCUUCGUUUAAUGGGUUCCCGAAGACGAACACCUUCUUCAUCUUCAUCUACUACUGACAUGUCGAUAUCAGGGCUCCAGGAGAAACAUCAGCAAGAUCUAGAAAAUUUGACACUAGCAACACAACCAUUCAAAACUUUGAAGUUUUUUGUUUUGGCUGUUUUCCUUUAUAUUAAGCGUUCGAUAUUCUAUUUAUUGGCAAAAGGUGGUUGGCUUAUGCUAUUGAGUACUCUAGCUUUGGCUGUUGGAGUUCUUCUUGUGACCAUUGAUGGCCCCCAUGAGAAGCACGUGGAGGAGCUUGUUAAGUAUUUUCGGUUUGGAUUAUGGUGGAUGGCCCUUGGAGUUGCAUCGUCAAUUGGUCUAGGGUCUGGGUUGCAUACUUUUGUCCUAUACCUUGGCCCUCAUAUUGCUCUCUUCACCAUAAAAGCAAUGAAGUGUGGCCGAGUUGAUUUAAAAAGUGCUCCAUAUGAUACAAUACAGUUGAAAAGAGGUCCUUCAUGGCUUGAUAAAGACUGUUCUGAAUUUGGACCACCUUUGUUUCCAUUAGUACACGGUUUGCGGGUACCACUUAGCAGCAUAUUGCCACAGGUUCAGGUUGAGGCUAUUCUAUGGGGUGUUGGGACAGCGAUAGGAGAGCUUCCUCCGUAUUUUUUAUCAAGGGCAGCAAGCAUAUCGGGUAACAGAGUGGAUGCCAUGGAAGAUUUAGAUGACUCCUCAAAUGAGGAUAAUGGAUUUUGGGCUACUCACAUGAGAAAUAUCAGGCGCUGGCUUUUGUCACACUCACAGCAUUUGAACUUCAUUACAAUCUUAAUACUAGCUUCGAUUCCAAAUCCUCUAUUUGAUCUUGCUGGCAUCAUGUGUGGACAAUUUGGAAUUCCAUUUUGGAAGUUUUUCCUUUCAACACUUAUUGGGAAGGCAAUUAUUAAGACGCACAUACAGACGGUUUUCAUUAUUGCUGUUUGCAAUAAUCAACUUCUUAAUUGGAUAGAGAACGAAUUAAUUUGGGUUCUGAGUUUCAUCCCGGGUUUAGCAUCUGCGCUCCCCAACCUCACCGCCAAACUUGACGCUGUGAAAGAAAAAUAUCUCACAUCCGCACCCGUAUCCUCAGAUAGCAAGGUGAAAAAGUGGGAUUUCUCAUUCGCUUCGGUUUGGAGCACGGUUGUGUGGCUCAUGCUCAUGAACUUCUUUGUGAAGAUUGUGAAUGCAACUGCUCAGAGGUAUCUGAAGAAACAACAGGACAAGGAAAUAGCUGCAUUAACAAAAAAGACAUAGGCAUAUCAUAUCAUAACAUAACACAAGGUUAAAUCUGGCCAUGUUCUGAUAAUGAAUUGGGAACCGUUCUUAUUGAUGUUUGAUCUUUCUUAUUAUUAUUAUUAUUAUUAUUAUUUUUUUCGGUUACGAUUAGAAGUGUUAGAAAUUCGUAGGAGUUUUGCUUUCACUAGGCAUUAUUGGUCUCACCCCCCAAAACAAUUCUACAUGCAUAAGAAAGGCCUUGACAGAAGGUUGUAUAGGGAGGAACUGCAGUGAACUUGGGAAAUUGCCGUUAUGUGUGUAAACUGCGGGGGAAGCAUUAUUUUUGGGUGGUUUUUUGCCCUUGUCAACAAUUGUUGAAACUUGGAAACUUUGGAAUCUUUUAAUAUUCUUUAACACAUCACGACAAAGACAAAGUUACCCU